Rhizoctonia solani is the source of this 2556-nucleotide messenger RNA. Its product is annotated as topoisomerase II-associated protein PAT1. Lineage: Eukaryota; Fungi; Basidiomycota; Agaricomycetes; Cantharellales; Ceratobasidiaceae. Gene Ontology annotation, biological process: P-body assembly; deadenylation-dependent decapping of nuclear-transcribed mRNA. Gene Ontology annotation, molecular function: RNA binding. The record is from RefSeq and is a predicted model, not a curated record. The transcript is spliced from 11 exons. The coding region runs from base 1 to 2556 and encodes 851 amino acids. Gene Ontology annotation, cellular component: P-body.
AUGUCGUUCUUUGGGUUCGACACGACUCUUGAUAGACUUGACUCUAAAAAUGGAGGUCAUGGUGAAGAGCCUAUUGCAGUGUAUGACUGGGGAUCCGAAAGAUAUGAAAAGUUUGGGGCUGCCUUAGAUGACACACUCGACGAACUCAAUGAUGAAACGUUUGGCAUAUCCUCAGAGGAUGUAGGCAAGGAUUUUGAUUUCUCCGGAACAAAAGGAGCCACACAGAAGCCAUCAGAAACUAUUCCUUCAGCUAAAAUUACGAACCAACAGCCAACAGCAACCAAUGUCAAUAAUGACCUUACUUCUCGCCCGAGCCAGUCGUCACUGGAUGUUAUAUGGAACGACAGAUCCGUAGCAUCAGUCCUGGGCCGUGUAGGUAGCGACACUUGGAACAAACCUUCUCAAGCCAACGAUGGGAGCAGCCCAUUCUCUCCUUUCAAUUCUUCGUCUCAGGUCCAACCACAGAGUACUCAGCAGUCGUCUCAGCCACGCAUCCGUACCCUACAAGAGAUCGAAGCAGAACAACUUGCCAGAGUCCGUGGGAUCGGGUCGUCUCCCGCAAUACAGAAUGCAUCCCCUGCAGUUCAUCACGCUGCGCCAGCCAUGCAUCAGGGGUCGCCAGGAAUACCUACACACCAAGGUCCAUCCCCGUUGCACCAGAAUGCGUCUGCAAUGCACCAAGGCUCACUGGGAAUGCAUCAGUUUGCCCCGGGAAUCCACCAGGGCAAUCCUCCUGUGCAUCAAAAUUCGCCCACGAUGCAUCAAGCCUCGCCCUUUGCACACAACCGCGCUCAAUCGUUGGCACAGCAGCAUGUGCGGACCCAAUCCCAGAUCGCCGCUCUUGAAGGGCUUGAGCGUGAGAUGCAGGCAAUGCAGCUAGGCGGUGGAAUGGGCUUUCGUAUGGGUGCGAUGGGUAUCAACCAAGUAGGUGUAGGUUUGAAUCAAGGUGGCAUGAUGGGUGUGAAUCAAGGCCCUCACCCAAAUAUGGGGAUCGGACCUGGCGGAAUGAUGGGGAUGGGAGGGUUUGAGCAGCUUCAACACCAACGGACGCCUAGUCUAAACACAAAACAGCAGCAACAGCAGCAGAUAUUGAUGGGAAUGCAUGGCAUCGAUUCGCACCCAGAUAUGAUGAUGCUGCCUCCCGAACAACGCGAAGCUGUUAUGGGUGAAGCCAUGAGAAAAAUCAUGGAGACGGAGCGAAUGGAGGAAAAGAGGCGUAUCAAGGCGAUUAAGAUCGCGCAGAUGUCCAAGUAUAACGAUCUGAUGAGUCAAUCGGACAAGGACUUCAUUACUCGGAUCCAGGUCUCGCAACUAGUCACUCUAGAUCCUUCUGAAGAUUUCUACGCCAAUUCGCUUGGAUCCUCUGGUAUUGCCGCCGCUGCCUCCCAUACCCGAGGACGAAGACGAGAGAAUGCACUGGCAAAAAUGGCCACUCAAGUCGAACGAAUUGUGAACAAUGCGAAGGCACGCGAGCUGGAGAAAGGCGCCCAGAGCGCGAGCCAUUUACAGGGCGCACUGGGUAAAGUUUCUGGUCGGAGCUACAAAGCUGCUCCUCGCCAGCUCCUGCAAGUAGAGCACGAUCAUAUAUCGAAGGAAGAUGCCGCAACAGCAAAACAAGCAGCUCAAUUAGGGCGUGAGGCACUGGGUAAUCAGCCGGGCGCAGGAGCCGGGAUCGUGAAGCGGGACCCACUGACCAGGCGCGAAGCUCUGCUCACACUAGAGGCGAUCUAUGACCGCGUUAUCAAAAUCGAGCAAUUCCAAAGGGCAGCACCCUCUCCUGAAGAUCCCCCAGCCCAGGAAAAAUGGCGAGAGGCAUACGAAACUGAGAUUGAAGCACUAUGGGCGUUCUUACCGAUCCUCACACCCCUUGAGACCAGCAACCCGCAUCCUUUUGCUUCGCUUUUAACUCCGUCCAAGGGCAAACGCCUUAUUCCACGACUCACCCGAUUAUUCGACUCGAAUCGGGUGCUCACGAUGUACACACUUUUAAUUGCUGUCUUCUCUCAACUUGAUGUAGUGCGCGAGGCAGAGCAGAAUCACUUGCAAACCGAUCUGUUCAUGACCAGCGUUCUGCCACCCUUGGUCCCAAUUCUGGGUAAUGCGGGGUUACGCUUCGUGCAUGGCCUUUUGGGGUUGUUGAUCGAGAGUGGUUCCAAUUUAGUACAACUCGCCGGGACCAAGCCGGGUAUUGCUGUACUAACCAUCCUGCUCAGUCGAGUAGGGAUUCUCAAGACCGAGACCGAGGCCCCAAGCAGUAACGAACUGCAAGCAUGGCAAAAUGUGUUUGAUACACUCUUCCGUUCUCUUGCCCAGCAUCUUGUAUCACUUUUCCCAUCGACAAGACAUGCUGCCGCUCAGACAUUUGGGGGUGCCCUUUACUUACCCGAGGGACCCGAUGUGGCGGAUGAGCCCGUUUGGCAAUUCUGUGCAGCACUAGCUGUGAAUGCAGACAUGCAGCAGCAGCAGCAAUUGGUUGCUGAACUACGAGAUAAAGUACUCGAAAAUGUGGCAGGAGCCACGAAGGGUUGGGUUGCGGACGAGCGAUCAGAGCGUUGA